Molecule: messenger RNA, 702 nt
Organism: Cryptococcus wingfieldii CBS 7118
Lineage: Eukaryota; Fungi; Basidiomycota; Tremellomycetes; Tremellales; Cryptococcaceae
Product: prenylated SNARE protein Ykt6p
Exons: 4
Coding region: 1-702 (233 amino acids)
Biological process (GO): endoplasmic reticulum to Golgi vesicle-mediated transport
Cellular component (GO): Golgi apparatus; membrane
Molecular function (GO): SNAP receptor activity
Source: RefSeq, a predicted model, not a curated record
AUGAAGGUCUUCGCCAUCUCCCUUCUCUCCGUCACCCCCACCGCCCCCGCCCAGGCCACCCUCCUCGGCACCGCCAACGACCUCUCCUCCUUCAGCUUCUACCAGAGGAGUUCCGUCGGCGAGUUCAUGUCCUUCUUCACAAAGACCGUUGCCGAGAGAACGCCUCCCAACCAGCCCUCGUCUGUCGAAGAGAACAACUACAAGGCCCAUGUCUUUGUAACCACCGGCCGAACUCCUGGCAGCCCCGGUCUUGCUGCUGUCAUGAUCACCGACUUGGAGUACCCUCUACGCCCCGCCUUCUCUCUCCUCACCAAGAUCCUUGAUGAACACACACCCCUUCUCGCCCACGUUCCCAAUGCCUCGGCGGCCCCCUCGUUUGGUUCCGCAUCUGCCAAUGCUUUCGGCGGCAAUCCUUCGACUGCUGCCGCGGGUGGGCUCCCCCCCGCGCAGAAGGGCAAGCUUGAGGGAACUCUGGCCAUGUACCUGACCAAAUACCAGGACCCCAAGCAGGCGGACACAAUCAUGAAGGUACAGAAGGAGCUCGACGAAACCAAGAUUGUUUUGCACAAGACUAUCGAGAGUGUCCUGGAGAGAGGAGAGAAGCUCGACAAUCUUGUAGAGCGAUCGAAUGCGCUGUCAGCCCAGAGCAAGAUGUUUUACAAGACUGCAAAGAAGCAAAACUCUUGCUGCGUUGUCAUGUAG